Molecule: messenger RNA, 2245 nt
Organism: Acanthochromis polyacanthus (spiny chromis)
Lineage: Eukaryota; Metazoa; Chordata; Actinopteri; Pomacentridae
Gene: asb5a
Product: ankyrin repeat and SOCS box containing 5a
Exons: 7
Coding region: 875-1747 (290 amino acids)
Biological process (GO): intracellular signal transduction; positive regulation of protein catabolic process; protein ubiquitination
Molecular function (GO): protein binding
Source: RefSeq, a predicted model, not a curated record
UUGUUUUUUUAGUGGUAGUGUGUUGUUUUAAAAGACUGCGUCAUUUGAAGCAUUUCUAUAUGUAUGUAUGAUGAAAGCAGUCUCAUAACACAGCUGUGUUUACACAACCCACCCAGCAACACGUUGUACCUCUGCUACGUUAGGUAAGAUAUAAAAUGUUAAUAGGAUCCUCUAAAUUCAAAUGAAAGUGCUCCACACUCACACACACACACACACACUCACAAUUUCUGUGUUUACAAAUGAGCUAUAAAUACUGCAUUGCUAAUCCAAUGAGUAUAAAAGACAUUAAUAAUAUUCACAUUAAUACGUACUGUAGAUAUGAAUGAUAGCCUACUUUUCUUUCAUUAGCUUAAUAGCUACUUAUAAAUCCAGAACUGUACAUUCAAUAUUAAACGAAGACACUGUUGGCCCAGCAGCUCUUUUUCUCUAAUGUAUUAAUAGAACACAGUCAUGAUAUCCCCCCUCCUUCCUCCCCCACUCGUAUCCUGCCCUAGUUUCCAUUCCCAGCUAUGCAGUGCACCCUCUCACACUCAGACAGCAACCAAAACAACACUCCACAUUCUCAGGGACAGGCGGUUCGAAAGGCACAUUCUGGGGGAAGAGAGGCACGGCGACAGCAUAAUCUGUAGCUAUCAUUCAAAAGGAUGUUUGAUUUAAAGUGUACCCACUCUGUGGAAUACUAAUUAGCUGAGCUCGGGGUAUUAGUCACGGUCCUGUAGAUAUGGUCUUCCUUGUUCUAAGAAAUCUGUUUGAUGUCUCUAGCUGCUUCUUUAUGUCCGUAUUUCAAAUUAACGUCAGUCAAGGAAAAUGGGCUGUAUAAAUAAAAUAGCACAGAUUUAAUAGAAAACAUUAGGGUGAUUAUUAUCUCUAUCCUAUGAAUAAUACGGAGAAAGAGGAUAAUGAUGAUGAUAACGUGUGGAAUGCAGCUGCAGUUAUUCUGGACAUUGAUUCAGGAUCCUGGGCGGACCGCUCACCCCUCCACGAUGCUGCGAGUCAGGGCCGCCUCCUGGCUCUGAGGACCCUCAUUUUACAGGGUCACAAUGUGAAUGUUCUGACUAUAGACCAUGUGACACCCCUUCACGAGGCCUGUCUGGGAGACCAUGUUGCUUGUGCCAGAGCUCUCAUUGAUGCAGGAGCAAACGUCAAUGGUUCCACAAUUGAUGGAGUCACCCCUCUGUUCAAUGCCUGUACAGUGGGCAGUGUGGCAUGCACUGAAAUUCUUUUGGAAAAUGGAGCAAAACCCCAGAGUCUUGUAUACCAUCCUUCACCGAUACACGAAGCGACCAGCAAAGGUCAUUACGGUUGUGUGGAGGCUCUGGUGACUUGGGGGGCAGAUGUGGACAUGGACAUUCCUCACCUGGGCACAGCGCUCUAUACAGCCUGCGUCUGCCAAGAGCUGGAGUGUGCCAGGAAACUCCUGCGGGAAGGUGCCAACGUACAGAAAGGCAAAUCCCUGGAUUCUCCAUUACAUGCAGCUGCAGAAAAAGACUGCACAGCUGUAGUGAAGCUGCUGCUGGACUUUGGCGCAGACAUCAAUGCCAGGAAUACAGAGUUUCAGAGGCCAGUAGAUGUGGCUCCACCCAGCAGUCUAACAGAGGGCUUUCUACUGCUCUACGAAGCUACACCGCGACUCCUGAGCCAGUUGUGUCGCCAGUGCAUCAGAACCUGCGUCGGCCGUGACAGACUCCACCUUCUUUCCCACCUUCCCCUUCCCAACAGACUCAAGUGCUACCUGCAGUACCAAUGACAGGAAGAACAACCAAAUGGGACUUACAGGAAGAGGCCUUUCACACCAACAUCACAUCAAAUCCACAAACUCCUCCUAACUUUAAUAAUAGCCACGAGCCAAUCCAGUAAGGGCAAUUAAUUUGAAUUGGCCACAGAGCAUUCACUGUGUAGCUGUGCUGAGCUGGCCUGAUUCCCAUAUGCGGAUGUGUGGAUCUGGAUGAAUGUGACACAGGAUGCUGUUAAAACGAGCUUGUAGGCCUUGUGUUCCCUGGAUUAAUUACAGUUGUUAAAAAAUACAUAAUGCAUAUCAGUGUAUUUUCUGCUCUGCUGUGUUUAGAAGAUGCCUUAAUAGCUGCAACAGCUACCAGAGUGUGAUACAAUUUAUUAAGUUUUACAUUAUAUGAUUACAAUAUUGUAUAAACGCACACAACAUACGAAUGAGUAUUUAUAGUUUUGCAUUACUACCUAAUGCACUGCACACUACUAGAUUAUUAAAAAACAAUGUUUUGAAACUUGG